UACCAUUGACAGCCGAAGCGCAACUUUUCCCCAGGCAAAGUGAAAUCAAGCCGCGGACUCGGACAAAAUAUAGUUCCCGUUUUUCAACUUAAAAUUAGCGAAAGAAAAGCGAACCCGCUCCCCCGUCGGACCCCUCGACGUUCGGCCGUCAUCUGGAGAGGACCCGUGCGGGGCCUGAGCUCUUUCCGCCGGGUUUGGAGCACUUUUGAAGACGGGCGGAAAGUGGGUGAUGAGUCCUAGCCUGUAAAAAGAAGCGAGAACUUGCUUUGCAGCCUGAGUAGUUCUUCUUUCAAUUGUUAUUGUCGCUUUAAAAAAUCUUUAAUUCACUUAAACUUCGUGUCGGCCGCGACGAAAGUGGGAGAAAAGUGCUUUUCUGGUCGGAACAUGGAACUACAAGGCCUGCAAGAGGCGUUGAAAGUAGAAAUCCAAUGUCAUCAGGAUGCAGAGCUCAAGAGACCGAAACACGACCGGCAGACACGGAUAACGGCGCUGAGCGAUAAACAAAAUCAGACGUUGUGCAAAGGCCUCAAUGAACUUCAGAACGGACAGAAGCUGGCAGUCAGAACUUGUCCCGUAGGGACGACCAAGCCUCUGUCUCUCAUCAAGCCUCCCGGUCAGAGCAUCGCCAUCUCCGUGGUGCCGGCCAAGGCUCCCGUUUCCAUGGUGACCGCACACAUUAACGGACAGAAGGCGGCGAGCUCGGAGCCGCUACAGACGUCCCCCAUCAACCUCCAGACGGGCGGCAGGGUGGCGUCCGCCGGAGUCCACCCGUUCAGCAGCAGGAGAGCCGGAGAGCUGCCGCCCUCUCAGAUGCUGGGAACUCUCACUGCUGUGCCCAUCAAGGUGCCUCACGUCAGCUCGCUGCACCGGCUGGCAGGACAAGCAGCCACAGUGCUACCUCAGGUCAGGCCAAAGACCCAGAUCCCCGACAGCCUCCCCCACAGUCCGUGUCAGGAGCUGCAGCCGCUCAGCCUGCAGAGGGCGACGGCCGUGGUCAGUCCUAAGAGCCAGGGCCCGACCCUGCCCACCGCCAACAGCACCUUCAGCCCCGACCACCAGCCCAACGGACAGAGCGACACCUCGCCGCCGCCGGCCCCGCCUCACGGCCAGUCAGGGGGCCCCGACUCCGGCGGCCCCGCCCAGCACGCCUCUGCGGGUCCUGGCGUAGCGUACGCCAUCAUCGCAGCCUCCCCCGCCACCGGCAACGGGGUGUCCGCCGUCAGCGAGGCCGUCAAGGUGCAGCCACUGGUCCUCAGCGCCGAGAACAAGGUGAUCAUCAUCCAGCCUCAGGCGCCGAGCAGCACCGACGGCUCCCCGGCCGACGUCCCGUCACAGGAAGUCCAGCCAGCGCCCAAGAAAGACGAGGACCCCGAGAAAAUCGCCUUCAUGGUCGCCCUGGGCCUCGUCACCACAGAACACCUGGAAGAAAUCCAGACGAAGCGUCAGGAGAGGAAGAGGCGGAGCACGGCUAACCCCGCCUACAGCGGCAUGUUCGAGCCCGAGCGUAAGCGCCUGGCGUCACAUUACCUGAACAGCUCGCUCUUCCUGUCAGCGCGAGACUCUGAGGAUUUCUGCUGGAAGGACGACGUGGAGCAUGACGAGCUCUGCUCCGUCUGUAAGGAGGACGGCGAGCUGCAGCCCUGCCACAACUGCCCCCGAGCCUUCCACCCCAACUGCCUCCACCCGCCCCUCAAGACUCCGCCCAGAGGACCCUGGUACUGCCCCAAGUGCCAGAAGAAGGUUCUGAACAAAGAAAACAUGUCGUGGCCGCAGAACUUUGUGCAGUCGUACGUCACACACAAGACGGUGAGGCAGGAGGAGAAGCGGCGGCUGCUGAGACGAAGCAGCGAGCUGAAGAGCGAGUGCGCUCACCUGGAGGAACAAGACGAGAAGCUCAACGACACGCUCAAGCAAUGUAUGGACCUGAGGGAGCGUCUGCUGGGGCAGCAGAGAGACACGCAGGCGUCGCUCGAGCGCCUCAAAGCGCUGAUCAGGCUGAUCCAACGCGACCAGCUCAUCCAGGUCACCAUGACGACCACCGCCACCAUCGCCGCCUCCCUGCUCUCCCAGUCCUGGAUCAAACCCACCAGCACCGCCGCCGCUGCCGCCACCCCCAACACCACCACCACCACCACCACCACCCCGGGCCCCUCGGCCACGCCCCUGCAGAAGAGCCACGCCCACAGCCAGGACGACGCCAACAUCUAGCCCCGCCCCCUCCGUGCUGAUUUGUUUUGUCUGAGUAAUUAACCACGGCGUCGAUCGUCCACUCGAGUAUUUUUGAAACACCUCCAGUGCUUACGAGAUUUCUUUUUUUAAGUUCUUUUCUAUUUAUUAUUAACGUUCUUGGCCUUAAUGUAUUUAUUACGGAGAGUCAGACGCCGAGCCGCCGCAGCUCGCCGCUCCAAAAACAUAUUUCCCUUUUUUAAACACAGGUGGGAUUAUUGUUCUGCUAGAGCGAGAGAGAACGUAGAGUUAGACGUAGUGAAGAAGCAGACGUGGACGUGACGGACUGUACAGCGAUAUAUCGAUAGAUGUUUGUUCAUUCUCCUACGAACAAUGUUUGCCAUAAGAAUUCAGGAAACGUUUCAUCGUGUAUGUGAACGCAUACGAGCCUUCAAACAAACAGAGGAACUGUUUUUCAGUAUUAAUAGAGUAAAGUCAAAGAAAAAAGUAUUUAAGAUAAAAACUACAGAAAUUAGCAUUUCUAGGAGAUUUUAGUAUUUUCAUGCUGAUGCCUGUCGAUCGAUGAAGCGUGGAGUAUUCAAGGAUCACUGUACAUAUGUUGUAUUAUUAUCUUCAUCUUCUUCAUCGCAGGGUUUGUUGUUGGUUCUUUACUCACCCACAUGUCAGCUGUUUCCUGUUGGACCGUGACACCUAAAGACUGUUGGUUCUGUCAGAGACGGAUCGGUUCUGUCAGAGACGCCGUGAGCGUUGGUCUGUCGGACAGGAAACGCGCUGUGAUUGGUCCAUUCACUCCCCUUUAACCAGUAUAGAAAAUAUGCCAAAAACUUUUCUUUGUUUUUGUACUGGGUCAUCGCUCCAUAACGUCUAACGUGCUUUGUUUUCCUGCCUCUUUUAUAUUUUUCGCUUUGGAGCUUUUUUUUUACUCGUGUUUUCUGAACGUUUUCUGAACGUUUUCUGAGCGUUUUCACAGUGACGAGCCUGUUAGUCUGACAGAUGAACACUGCCUCAAGUACAAAUCCUUUCAAACCAGGGUUUUCGUCUUUGUUGCGUCAUUUUAUAGACACCAGUCAAUCAGAAACGGGACCGCUCCGUCAAACUGCAACAACACUUUGACUGUCGGUGGACCCGGACGGUCACGGCGCCGUCCGGUCCAGCUCGGCCCACUUGUCUCACUAGUCUUCCUGCUGGUCCAGAAAGGUUCAGUUUAAGUGUUAAAUAGACUUAGUCCAUUUUUUCUUUGAGUUUCUCGUUGUGUCCUGACCACACAGUCGAGCUGCAGCUCUGCUGCCUGUUAAUGCACAAACAUGAACAAAUAAAGAAUCCAGAGAGAAAAAAACUUUAUCAAAAGAAAAAGAAGAACGAAGUCGAACAGCGAAGAGGUGUUUUUGUUUUCUUUGAGUCAUAUCCAGGUCACCUGUGUUUGGUCUAAUGUUGGAGAAGCAUCAUCGUACGGCACAAACUCAAACUAAUCUAGCGGCGCGUGUUUGAAGGAAAGACAGACGAGCAAUACGACAUCACAACUGUUUAACGACGCCGUGUCUCCCAAACCACGGCCUCAGGUCGCUGCUGAGCGUCUGACACGUCCAUCGUGCAGAUGCUGAUAACCGUCACGUUCACGGCGUUUAAAGUUUGAAGCAGCUCGAGUCGGGCUGAACUUCAUCCAGACGAACAAGAACAAUUCCAGUUUGUACUCGAAUACAGCUGAACAACAGAAACAGAAAAUAUUCACAGACCGUCUGUGACAGUUUUCACGCCGCGUUCAGUCACACUGAGCCAAAUGCACACGUUCUGUUUGAAUCUAUAUCUAUCUAUUUAAUGCGCUUUAAUCAGAGCACAGAGUCUGGCUGCUGUCUGAGGUCGUUCACUCCUUCAUUUCAUUUAUCUCCAAUGAUUACAUUCAAUUAACAAACCAUCAGAGAAAAGGAGAUUUAAUGAGAUGCAUCAUAAUCUGAGUGGUUUACUGCCUCCUCCAAACAUUCUCCUUCAAAGCCACGAAAAGUUAUUUUUACAGACUGUUUCCAUUUUACUCAACUUAACACACACAGACACAUGUCUGAAGAGCAACUCGUUCAGGUCAAAGUAUCUGUUCUCAUCAACUGGACUCACCUUAACGACCCACAGGCGUCCUUAACGACCCACAGGUGUCCUUAACGACCCACAGGCGUCCAUGAUGACCCACAGGUGUCCUUAACAACCCACAGGUUUCCAUGACGACCGACAGGUGUCCUUAACAACCCACAGGUUUCCAUGACGACCGACAGGCGUCCUUAACGACCCACAGGUUUCCAUGACGACCCACAGGUGUCCAUGACGACCCACAGGUGUCCUUCACGACCCACCUGACUGCAGUCAGUCAGAGGUGGAGCAGCCUUUUGGAGUCAUUGCAGUUUUCUACGAUAACCUUCCACAGAAACGUGACGGAGGCGUCAGCCGUCCACGUCCUGAUGUAGCCGUUCAUAUUUAACAUUAUUCAGAUGAAUCAUGUGACCUGAGCACAGUCGACCUUCACGAGCAGCAGAACGCGUCCAGUCUCUGUGGGAUGAACAGCAGAUAUGCAUUAACAUUCUAACGUUGAACCUAACUUGCCUUUAUAAACGAAUAAAACCAUGAUCAGUGUGUACAGAGUGUACCAUGUGACGCAUAUCCAGUCCUCACCUGAGUCUCCAGGUGGACAGGAAACAGAUGGAAACCAUAUCAGCGCCGCGUCGACCCUGCCUAACCCCGCCCCCCUGAAAAAAACAAACAAACGCACCCCUCCAUCCCCGAACGUCUUCAUCCGUUUCUAGAAAUCUUCUCCGGGAGAAACUGUGCAGUGCUUAAACAGAUCUAUUUUAAUACACGACACAACAUUUGAACAAAUAAGAAAAAAAAAGUUCAAACAUUUUUAUAUUCUUUUAUCAAGGAGCAAAAAAAGAAACAGAACAUUGGGAUUUUUAUUGUUUGCCAGUUCUGCAUUCUGACUUCUAGCUUGCAACGUUCGAUGUUUUCUUUUGCCACGAGGAGGCGACGACACGUUUAGAUGGAAAUGAAAAUGUGUGUUGGCUGUUGAAGUAGAAGUUUUUCUUUGUCAUAAGGGGACUGUCCAGUGGAUAGUGUGUAUAGGAAAGUGUUUGUCUUAAAUAUGCCAAUGUAGUUUUUUCUUCUUUAUGAUGCAUUAAAAAAGUUGAUCGAUGGAA
Molecule: messenger RNA, 5363 nt
Organism: Larimichthys crocea (large yellow croaker)
Lineage: Eukaryota; Metazoa; Chordata; Actinopteri; Sciaenidae
Gene: phf21b
Product: PHD finger protein 21B
Exons: 16
Coding region: 385-2208 (607 amino acids)
Source: RefSeq, a predicted model, not a curated record